UCGGCACACUGGAAAAAAAAAAUCAAAAUUAUACAACAAGGUCACUUUCGUAAUUUCACAUCAUUCUCCCGAAUUCAUUUUCCAGAAUUUUUCCCUUCUCUGCCCGCACUCUCUCUCCACCGGUCUCUCUCAAGUCUCGCCGAUAUUCCCGACGGCGCGUGUUUUCUACGCUCUCAGCUCAGCUCGGCGGCGCGUCUUCUUCCAUCACAACGCGGUAUGAAAGCUGAAUUUGCUUCUUAAACCCCCGGUUGUUAGUUAGGGUUUAAGUACCGGAAUUUCAGUUGCGGAGAAAUCACAAUGAUUGAGAACACGAAGAAGCGGAAACGCGGAUUCAUCUCCGAAGAAGACAUCGCAAUCGUCUUGCAAAGGUAUUCUCCAACUACUGUAUUGGCAUUACUUCAAGAGCUAUCUCGAGUUGCGGAUGAAAAGUUUGAUUGGAAUGAGAUGGUGAGAAAGACCAGCACUGGUAUAUCUAAUCCGAGAGAGUACCAAAUGUUAUGGCGUCGUUUGGCCUAUAAUACAUCUUUAGUUGAAGUAUUGGACGAAGAGGUUGAACCUCUGGAUGAUGACAGUGAUCUUGAUUAUGAAAUUGAAGCUUUACCAAAUGUUACGCCAGAAGCUUCUGCUGAGGCUGUAGCAUGUGUGAAGGUACUUGCUGCUUCUGGCAUGCCAAGUAGCUCCACUGUACCAAAUGGUUCCACAGUCGAGGCUCCGUUGACUAUUAAGAUACCUAGUGGACAAGCAGCUAGAGUUUCCUCAGAAAGCUUACAUCCGUCAAGCUUUGUACGGGGGCGGACAAAUAUUACAGUUCCAGUUUCUGUCCAGAAACAGCCAACGUCUACCGAAGGGCUGGAUACUGAUGGGUUGGCUGGUGGCAACCCACCUCCUCGAAGGAGAAGGAAACCAUGGUCUGCUGCGGAGGAUUUAGAAUUAAUUGCUGCUGUAAAGAAGUGUGGCGAAGGUAAUUGGGCAAAUAUAUUGAAAGGCGACUUCAAGAGUGAACGAUCAGCUUCCCAACUAUCUCAGAGGUGGAACAUUAUUAGAAAGCGGAAGGGCAAUUCUAAUUUAGGAAGGAAUUCACAACUCUCUGAGGCGCAGCUUGCAGCUCGCCGGGCAGUGUCUUUAGCCCUUAAUAUGCCUAUGACAGAUAAGCUGAAGGCAUCUUUCUCCUCUGGUUCAACGAGUUUAGCUAUUAUGCCCAGCAACUCUAUCCAUUGUGAUGCUGAAACUUCUGCAGGCAUAAAGUCUGAACCUCAAUCUGAAGUUGAUUCUCUUCCAACCGUAACUCCACGGUCCAAUAUAUCUUACCCAGACUCAGUCCCAACAAUAGCACAACGAUCAGGGAUACUAGGACCUGCAGCUAAACAAGACCUUGUGAAAACUGCCACACAACAAUCCAUCGCAGCAGGGGUUUCAUCUAAAGCUCGGAUUAACUUAAAAGCUCAAUCAAUGAAGCACUCUCCUGGUCCAGAUGGUGAGCUAGUAAAAGCUGCCGCAGUAGCUGCGGGCGCUCGUAUCGCCACUCCAUCUGAUGCAGCAUCAUUGUUAAGGGCUGCACAGGCUAAGAAUGCCGUACGAAUUAUGCCUGCUGGAGGAGCGUCUGUAGGGGCUGGUAGUGGAAACUCAUUACCCAGUAAUGUGCACUACAUUCGUACUGGUCUGGCAACUACAUUUUCCACAUAUUCUACUGUGCCGCCAAGUGUCUCACGAUCUACAAGUAGUCAACACAUUCAGGGUCAUUCUGUGAAACAAGCAAUUGUGCAGGGUAUCCAGAGCCAGAGGCAUGCCAGUCCUAAACUGAAUGUAUCAUCUGAGAGAAAUAAAGCUGUCACCUCUGGCCCUGUAAUCAAGAUUGAGGCUAACAUUUUGGAAAAUGUGAUACCUAAAUCCGUGGAUGCAUCACAAAAACCUAGUCAAGAAGACGAAGACAGUGACAGAGGGUGUACAAUGAGGGAGAAAGAGCGUAACCAUUUUGGAAAUCCAGGGCAGGCCCAAAGACAAGUAGGUGAUGGUGGACCUGAAGAGAAAAUUAAAAAGGACCAAGAUUUAAUUUCCAGUGGCACACUAUUGGCGCUCACUUCGAAGGAUCUUGCAAAGCCAGUUCCAGUAUCACAUCAAUCUGAUACUGCCAACUCAAAAAGCUUGAGGGCGGAGGUAAGCGGCGAUGGUGAUUGUAUAGAUAAUAAUCAAAAAAUGGGUUUCAGUGACAAGGAAAAAUAUGUAGUAGAUGUGGAUAUCUGUGAAGAUCAUAAUGUGGGAAAGAAAAUAGAUUAACUUGUUCCUUUGGAUACUUGUGAAUCUUAGUUUGUCAUACAAAAGUUAUGGAAAGCAUGUUUAUGGCCGGAGGUGACGGAAGAAAUCUUGUAUCAGCAAAUGAAAUGACCAUGGAAAAUAAUAUUGGAAUGUGGAUCAGUAGUUGUGGUGGAGGGUACAUCCUAUGAUGGUUAAAUCUUGCCUUCAUGUCUGUUCUUUGAAUUAUGGAUUUAGUUUGUUUAUUGAUAAUGGAUUUUAAUGCUUAGACAUUUGUGAAGAUUGCAGGAUGUUUCUUUGUCAUAAUUUUUUGUUAGAACUUGUAAAUGACUAGGAUAGGCCAAGUGGUUAUUGGCAAAUGGGCAAAAUGGGUUUGCAUCUGAUGUAAGCGAGUAUGAAAUAUGGAAUGGUUUGGCUUA
Molecule: messenger RNA, 2669 nt
Organism: Daucus carota subsp. sativus
Lineage: Eukaryota; Viridiplantae; Streptophyta; Magnoliopsida; Apiales; Apiaceae
Exons: 6
Coding region: 298-2274 (658 amino acids)
Source: RefSeq, a predicted model, not a curated record